GAUUAAUUUAAGAAAAUUAAUACAAAAAUAAAAUAAAAGUUUUGUAGGUCAACAAGUUAUGCAAUUAGCCAUUUGCUUGAGCACAGUAAAUUCAAUGGAACAGUUCGCGUCGCGCGGUCAUGUUGUCACGACGCUUGUUAAUCUAACUUUUUUUGUAACUUUGUUUAGUAAACAAAGUAUAAAACAACAACACUAAAUAUUUUGUAGUAACGGUCCUGCAUCGCUUUGAAUUUAAAAAUGGUUUUACUUAUAAUAUUAGCGAUAAUUGGUGCCAUCGCAGUGAUUUUGUUCCUUAUUGAUUCUUUAUGGAGUUUACUCGAGUUGGUAACUUCUCAUUUGAUGCCGUUCUUCCUUCCCACGGAGGUGCAGUCUCUGACGAAGAAGUUCGGAUCAUGGGCUGCGGUGACUGGCAGCACGGACGGCGUGGGGCGGGAGUACGCGCGGGAACUGGCGCGACGUGGCCUCAACGUCGUCCUCAUCAGCCGCAACCAAGACAAGCUGAGGAAUGUCGCCGCGGAGAUCGAGAAAGAGUCCGCUGUAAAAACUAAGAUCAUAGUGGCCGACUUCAGCAAGGGCGCAGAAGUGUACCGCCACAUAGAAGAGGAACUCAAAGAUGUACCUCUAGGAAUCUUAGUGAACAACGUGGGCUGCCAGUACGAGUACCCGGCGCGGCUGUGUGAACUGCCGGCGGCAAAGGCAUGGGAGUUGAUCAACGUGAACGUGGGCGCCGUGACGAUGAUGUCGCGGCUGGCGUUGUCCGGUAUGGCGGUGCGCGGCCGCGGCGCCCUUGUCAACGUCUGCUCCGGUUCUGAGCUGCAGCCGCUACCACUCAUGGCUGUCUACGCCGCCACUAAGGUAUACGUGCGCAGUCUGACCCUGGCUAUCCGGGAAGAGUAUGCAUCACAUGGCAUCUACGUGCAGCAUCUGUCACCGCUGUUCAUCGCGACGAAAAUGAACGCGUUUUCUCCGCGGCUUGAGCGCGGUGGUCUGUUGGUACCGGACGCGAGUACGUACGCCCGACACGCUGUUGCUGCGCUCGGUCGCGUGCACGACACUACGGGAUACUGGCUGCAUGGCAUACAGUAUUUCUUCAUCAAAGUUGCUCCGGAGUGGAUGAGGAUCAAAAUCGGCAUGUACAUGAAUCAAGACUUCAGAAAGGAACAUUUUGAAAGUGUCAGAUCGAAGGCACAUUGAGGCGCACUAGUACAAUGUUAUACUUUUAUUUAGAUGCAUUUUAAAUAAUUUUAGGAUAAAAAUUAUCGCGUAAAACGAUAAUAUUCCACUGUCCUAUCAUCUGUAUAAUAACAGUACUGCUAUCUCUUUCAUUGUUAUUGAAAAGAGAUAAUGAUAUGUUAUACAGAAUGUUACAAUAGGCGAAAUUCACGUUUUAUGUUUAAACUUUUUGGUACCUUACAUUUUAAUUUGUUGUUUAUAAAUUUUCUUGUAAAUAAUUAAAUAAUUGUUGAUUUUUUAAAUCUUUUGUGGCUGUUGUUUUAUAUUACUGUUUAAAUGUGACAUUCCUGAGUUAAUUUGUAAAUACUUGGAGUUUACUUUUACCGCUCAGCCGCCAUGUUGCUUCUCGCAACAAGACAAAGUCUCUAUACCUAGAACAUGAUAGUUUUAGUUGUUGACGACUUUCAUUAUUUUAAAGCGGUAAUUAUUAGUAAAAAUGUAAUGUAAAAGUAUUGUUUUACUAACUUUUCCAUAUUAUAAAUAUUUGUAUAUACUUAUAUCUAAUAAAUAGACAAUUUUAUAAAUAGUUAGAUUAAAUUGGUAGUUAGGGGAAGCGAC
Messenger RNA from Papilio xuthus (Asian swallowtail), 1791 nucleotides. RefSeq names its product inactive hydroxysteroid dehydrogenase-like protein 1. Gene Ontology annotation, molecular function: oxidoreductase activity. The transcript is spliced from 6 exons. Lineage: Eukaryota; Metazoa; Arthropoda; Insecta; Lepidoptera; Papilionidae. The coding region runs from base 238 to 1194 and encodes 318 amino acids. The record is from RefSeq and is a predicted model, not a curated record.